UUGUCAUUCGGGAAAAUUGGUGGAAAACAUCAGUGCCCGCACUCCAACCUGCAAUCUUCAUGGAUAGUUCAGCUCUUGGGUCCGCUGAAUUGCAACAAUUUAUCGCUCAAGAAAAGGAAAGAGCGAUGGUUAAUGAAAUGGUGGCCAAGCUGACUAGUGCUUGCUGGGAUAAAUGCAUCACGGGCACCCCUGGAAGCAAGUUCAGUUCAAGUGAAUCUACUUGUCUCUCAAAUUGUGCACAGCGUUACAUGGACUUGAGCAUUCUUAUCAUGAAACGGUUUCAGAAUAUGCAAUGAAGAUCAUGGGCCGCUGACGUGCUUUCUCAAUCUAUAUGUCUAUUUUUAAAUACCUAUUAUGCUUGAUCAUAGAUGUUACUCUUUACCAGUUUUUGGAAUUAAUUUCCAUUUUGCUGAGACUAUUACCUCGGGAUAUUCGGUUCUGGUAUGUCUGUAUCUUUCAAAAUAACCCUUCUUAAAUAUGAUGGGUAACUUACAGGCUUGGCUGCAUCCUAGCUUUAAUUCACCAAUUUUGUGCAUCUGAAUCCGUAAUAUCUUAGUGAUGAAUCUGCAAUUUA
This is a messenger RNA of Neltuma alba, 574 nucleotides long. RefSeq names its product mitochondrial import inner membrane translocase subunit TIM8-like. The transcript has 2 exons. NCBI's taxonomy places the organism in Eukaryota, Viridiplantae, Streptophyta, Magnoliopsida, Fabales, Fabaceae. The record is from RefSeq and is a predicted model, not a curated record. Bases 60 to 296 code for a protein of 78 amino acids.